Molecule: messenger RNA, 2469 nt
Organism: Closterium sp. Yama58-4
Lineage: Eukaryota; Viridiplantae; Streptophyta; Zygnematophyceae; Desmidiales; Closteriaceae
Source: the annotation of a GenBank genome assembly
AUGUCCGCGAUAUUAGCAGAUGCAGAGUCUCGCGGAGCGGAUCCAGCCGUUGGAGAAUCAGGCUUGAGCCAGGCUUUGCUAGGCUCGGGAGUUUUCAAGGUUCGGGACUCCGUGGCUGGCCCGUUGGCUCGGCACGUCCAGCGGAUCGAGGCUCGGCUAGACCCUAAGCUGUUCCCUCCACCCAACAACGCGGUGACCCUGUGGGACGCUGACAGGGACGGGAUUCUCCGACCAGAUGCAUCAACGGUGGAGAUGCAGCGAGAGGGGACCAGUGAAUUAUCUGUGGAGCUUCGUGUGGAGCUGAAGCAGGGGGAGGAAGUGUACAGUGUGGGAGAGCGGUUGGGAGCGGUGGUGGGGAUGAGUGUGGCGACCAGGCUGCAAGUAUUGAAGGGCCUUUGGAAUCAUAUAAAGGCUAACAAGCUGCAGGAUCCCUCAGACCCUUCUUCCUUCACCUGCGAUGCCACCCUCCAAGCCAUCUUCAACCAAGACAAGCUCAAAAUCUCCUCCCUCCCUAUCCACAUCUCCCCGUUCCUCUCUCCUCCACCGCCUCUCACCAUCACCCACCGUAUCUCCCUCGCCACCUCCCCCACACACUCCGCCACUCUCCCUUCUUUAGAUCCCUCCUUUCAUCCGCUGGGCCCACCCACCAGCCUUCCUUCGUAUGAGACCCUGCCCCCUGUUUCGGCCGACACAUGUGUGGAUGUGACUGUAACAGAAGCUCCUGCUCUCGCAGCCGAAACAGCCCGUGUGAUUGCAGCGAUGGGACAACAGCCGGAGAUAGACGCGAUUGAUGCUGCCGUGGCAAAAGACGCAGAGCUUUUAGCUAAGCACCGGCGGCGGCGCGCCUUUUUCCUAGCGUUUUCACACUCUCCUGGGGAGUUUAUCAGGGACUUGAUGGUUUCGCAGCAGAGAGAUCUGGAUCAGAUGCAGCAGGGAGGAGUGGAAGGUGCUGGAAAUGCACAUGCGUUUGGUCCUGAGGGUGCUGACCAAGAUGCAGAGUUUUAUGCUCUACCAUGGGUGGAUGAUGCUCUUCUGAGCGUCGUCGUCGAAACCCUGCGCGACCGCGAAAACGUCAGUUUGCGGCGCAUGCAUCUCCUCUCCGAGGUCGAUAUUAGCUAUGUUCCCCCACCGUCCUUCCUUGUCGGCGUCACACCCUGCCACACACGCUUCCCCUCGUCGACGUCGCCGUCCCCCACGCUUCCCCCCACCGUCGCCCGCGCUUCUUCCCGCUGUCGAUCACACUUCACUCCGUCGUUGACCACGCUCUUCCUCCCGUCACCCACGCUUCCCCCCACUGUCGCUUACGCUCCCACCCACCGUCGCUUUCACACUUUCCCCCACCGUCGCCCUCGCUUUCCGCCACCGUCGCUCACGCUUUCCCUUACCGCUGCUCACGCUCCCUCCUGCCUUCCCCCACGCUUCCCCACACCGUCGCUCGCGCCCUCCCCCACCUUCCCUCACGCUUCCCCGCACAUCACCCACGCUUUCCCCCACCGUCGCGCUCGCUUCCUCCCACCGUCGCCCACGCUUUCCCCCACCGUCGCGCUCGCUUCCUCCCACCGUCGCCCACGCUUUCCCCCACCGUCGCGCUCGCUUCCUCCCACCGUCGCCCACGCUUUCCCCCACCGUCGCGCUCGCUUCCUCCCACCGUCGCCCACGCUUUCCCCCACCGUCGCCCACGCUUCAUCUCACCGUCGCCCACGCUUCCUCUCACCGUCGCCCACGCUUUCCCCCACCGUCGCCCACGCUUCCUCUCACCGUCGCCCACGCUUCCCCUCACUGUCGCCCAUGGCAGGUGGUGGUGCGGCUUUGGAGCAGAGUGUUGGGCGCACAGCCAGGGCAGCGCGUGCAGGCGGGCAGCAAGGAGUGCAGUGCUGCAGGGGGCUGUCGUCCUCCUCUCCCUCUCUCUUCCUCCCUUCCUCCAUCUAUCCCACACUCUCUGCCUCACUACCCUCUUUCCCCUUUCUGUUGCCCGUUCUCCCUCCCUUCCUCCCGCCCUCCCUUCCUGCCAUUCUCCCUCUCCUCAUCCUCCCUCGAUCCAGUCCCCCUUUCCCUUUCCAUCUCCCUCUCGCCCACUCCCUUCCUCAUGCCAACCCUGCUCCUCCGUUCCACCCAUCCUCUCAUCCGCCCAUCCUCUCAUCCGCCCAUCCUCUCAUCCGCCCAUCCUCACUCCGUCGCCCUCACUGCCUCCCACUCUCCCUACACUCCCUCCCACCGUCACCCACGCUCCCCCCACACCCUUGUACCCUUCUUUCCUUCUCUCUGAUUCUCCCUUCUCCCCGUUCCUCCCUUAUACCCUGCCACACUUUUACCUCCCUCACUUUCUCCCAUCCGCCCUUCCUCCAAGCCUCCCUCCUCCCUACCACUCUCCCACCCACUCUUUCUUUCAUCCUCCUGCCUCUCCACCCUGCUGCCCUUUUUUUCAAGCUGCCAUCUUCCGAUAUUCCUAUCCUCCGCCUUUCUGUCUGA